AUUACAAGGAUCUAUCUAUGGAUUUUGUGAAUUAUGCUCAAGGCCUUCCUUUAGCUCUUAAAGUUUUGGGUUCCUUCUUAUAUGAGAGAGAAAUAGAUGCAUGGGAAAGUGCUAGGGGUCAACUAGAAGCAAUUCCUAAUCCAAAAAUUAUGGAUGUACUUCAAAUAAGUUUUGAUGGGCUGCAGGAAUUGCAAAAAGAGUUAUUUUUGGAUAUGGCGUGUUUCGUCGGAGGACAUGAGCACAUAUUUUCUUGGAUGUUAUUAGAAAGAUUUGGUCAUCAUCGCAUCGACGUUGAUGUUCUCGUCGAGAAGUCCCUCAUAAGCAAAUCGAAAUAUGGAUUGUUGUCCAUGCAUGAUUUGCUAAAAGAACUGGGCAGGGAAAUAGUUCGCCGUGAAUGCCGUAGAGAUCACCCUGGAGGACGGAGUAGACUGUUUUGUGUGGAGGAUCUCUAUCACGUACUGGAGACUGAUACUGGAACUGAUGCAACUAAAGCCAUAGUCGUGGAGUUUUGUGCUGAAACGAAAGAUCAGAGACUGAAUGCCAAAAUUUCUUGUUUGCUUAAGUUCAUGGAUAUUCCGGUAGAUUCUAGUGUGAGCUCCCCUUUCCAGGCCCAGGUUGUUGUCUUUGACCCAUGGUUUAAGGUGGAUGGCAUGAUAUUUGAAUUGAAAAUUACGUACGGGCAAGCAUGGGCGAAGGAUAUUGCAGCAAGGGUCAGGAAAACCCUUGAUAGAUUAUUUGAUGAUUUUACCGUCUUGCGGGGUGGUAAUAUUGCGGCACCUACACCUACCCCCCACCAGUUCCAGAAGCCUAAGUUGGGAAAAGACGUAGAUUGGACUGGGGUGAGAGAAUUGGAUCAUGAGGACUCCAAUUCAUAUUCGGAUGUUCUUGACUAUGAGGAGGCCGACGUCGAGGAGGAGGGUGGUGAUCAGCCUGGAUCUGUGAUACAUGAGACGGCGUUUACGGCUACUUCUGAUGCAGUCUGA
Molecule: messenger RNA, 983 nt
Organism: Juglans regia (Persian walnut)
Lineage: Eukaryota; Viridiplantae; Streptophyta; Magnoliopsida; Fagales; Juglandaceae
Product: TMV resistance protein N-like
Exons: 6
Coding region: 18-983 (321 amino acids)
Biological process (GO): defense response
Source: RefSeq, a predicted model, not a curated record